GGAGCGUCAGAAGUCAAAGCUGCGCGCCGCUUGUACCGAGCGGCUGGUUCCGUUGGCCCGGUUCGGUCGCCGAGCGGCGGGAUUUAGCGGCUUUUCCCUCCAGGUGGAGUCCCGGUUCUGCUGAAGGCGGAUGUCUGCGGGUUCGAGGAUGCGCACCGUGGUUCUGCUGUCCUGGUUCUGGAUGUGGACCCGGAGCCAGCGCUUGGACCACGACAGCUGGUCGGACCGAGCCGUGCUGAUGUCGGACGGCCUCUGUCGCUACGGCAACAGCGUGGAGUGCUGCUGGGGCUGGAGGCCGACGGGCCGAGGGCGGUGUCAGCAUGUUCCCAAAGUGACUCUGGAGCCGCAGAAACCAAGAACUACAACUCCCACCACCACUACUACCACCACUACCACUACUACUACUACUACUACUACUACUACUACUACUACUACUAGUACAACGAGUACUACAGCUCGUCCAACCACCACAACUACCGUCCCCAUGACAACCACUACCUUAGCAACCAGCAUCCCGGCUUCAACUACAGGCGCUGCAACCACCAGGACCGAAACAACCACGUCAAAACCCACCACUACUACUACUACCACUCCUGUUACUACUACUACUACUACUACCACCACCACUCCUGUUACUACUACUACUACCCCAACUACACCACCUACUACCACCACUGCAAGUACAACUACAUCAACCACUCUGUUUACUACAACUGAGCUGGAUACUACAACUCCAACAAUACCUCCUACUACCACUACUACUACCACUCUUGUUACUACUACUGCUGCUACUCCAAGUACCACACCACCUCCUCCUCCUACAACCACGGUUACCACGGUCGCCCCAACAACUACGGUUGCCCCGGCGACGACCACGGUGAGCAACAGGAUCAACAAGGACGUGACGCCCAAGCAGAGAGGCGACGUGCACAUUCCUCGACAUCCAACUCACAACCAGGUCUGGGAGUUUGACAUCGAGCUGGGGAACACCGCCGACGACGCCCAAGAUGACCCUGACGUCGGAGCUCUGCGCUGUUCCUUUGAUGGCGGAGUUUGUGGCUGGAUGUCGGACGCAGAAGGAGAUCUGAGCUGGGAAACCUCCCGUGACCCCACAGGUGGGCGAUACCUGUCUGUCCCCGAGCUGAGGGCGGGGCAAAGGAGCAUCCGUGGCGCUCGAUUGGCUGUUCAGAUCGUCCCUCCCUGGAGCCACGGCGACCUGUGCUUCUCCUUCUCCCAUUGGCUGACGGGGCAUGAUGUGGGCGUGCUGCAGCUGUUCAUCAGGAAAAAGGGACGAGACCAACGGUAUGGCUCCGCCCUCUGGAGCAGGACAGGUGGACACGGCUGGAGACAAACGCAGGUUACCAUGACGACCCACUCUGUGGACAAGGUGUUGUUGAAGGCCGAGCGCAGGAUUGGACGACGAGGUCAGAUCGCCAUCGAUGAUGUCACACUGAGCCGGGGGGCGUGUCGAUGACAUCACCGCGGAGGACAUUUCUCUUUCAGACUGAACUCAAAGAUGCUCAGGCCACUUUUAUAGGAUGGACUUGAUGAUUUUUUUUUUUUUAAUAGUUUGUCUUUCAGAGACGGAAAAAGGCGAUUUCAGUUCCGAUGUGUUCGAUUUAAAUCCUCAGGCCGGAGGCUGAUGGUCCUGUGAUCUCUGUCUCUGAACUUUCUGAUUAAUUGAUCAGAUCAAUGACUUGUUUGGUCUGUAAUUACGAGUGUUUCCCAAAGUCCAAAACGACCUCCAGCUUUCACAUUUAGGAAGCUGCAAUCUGACUGUUUUGAUUUGUUUCUACUUAAAAAUGACUCAAGCUGUUUGAAAAUCUGAUGAAGUCAGAUCAACAUAGCUGCAGAUCGAUUAAAAUCCCGACAACUAAUCGAUGAAUCAGAGUUGGUCUUAGUCAGACUGAAGACGCCUCCAUUAAAUCAGUUUGUGCAGAUCUUGGAAAACAGAAUUCAGUCACUUUAAAAAGCCUGAGGAAGCAUUAAAGUCUGAAAUGUAUACACAAUUCCUAAAUACUGUCUUUGACCUGCUGUUUAUUUUUCUGUCUGUCAGAGAUGAAAGAUUAAUUAAGGUUUUGGGGCUAAAAUCAACAGAUUAGUUAAAAAUGACUGAAAAUAUACAUUUGAAGAGUCGCUGCAGGUGAACUGUCUUCUGAUGGAAACUGAAGUGACCGACUGUUGUAGCGACAAUAACUUUUCAUUGGUUAAUCCAUCCAGGUUGCUUGAAUUUAAUUAUGUAAUCAGAAAUUGUUGUCACAUACAGAUUGCAACUGUACAUAUUUUUGUAAUUAAAACUAGCCUGGGCUGCAGGUGUCUCGGUGCUUAGCACC
Stegastes partitus (bicolor damselfish) is the source of this 2333-nucleotide messenger RNA. RefSeq names its product nephronectin-like. Gene Ontology annotation, cellular component: membrane. Bases 131 to 1474 code for a protein of 447 amino acids. The record is from RefSeq and is a predicted model, not a curated record. NCBI's taxonomy places the organism in Eukaryota, Metazoa, Chordata, Actinopteri, Pomacentridae. The transcript is spliced from 8 exons.